GAGGUUGUUUGAUAUUCGUUGGUUAACUGUGUUUUUGCGUUGGCGGUGUUUUCUGCAAGUGGAUUUUUUAUAAAUCAGAAAAGCAAAGAAUUUAUUGCGUGCAAGUUGCGAAAAUUACAAUACUCCUUUGAGUAAUUGCUUCUUUUUAUUACACACAUUCGCUGUAAUAAUAAAUGAAAUGCAUUUUGUAUGAAUUCGCAAAUAGCAGAAAAUAAACUUGUAUACAAAUUUACAAGUUUAUGGUUGAAUGAAAAUGUGCGCGAUUUUGUUGUAAUUGUAAAAUGUAAUGAAAACAAAAAUUAGUGAAUUAUUACGAGUUCUACGUUGGCCGUGCAGCAGCAGUCGGUGGUUGGUAUACGGCGGUGUACAAGCGAGCAGCGUAUGCAAUUGCAGUCGACGUCGAUUGCGUUACACCAGCUGAAAUUAUUGUUUGUUAAAUAUACUUCGUAAAAACAAAAUGAGCGUGUGUGCUACUUCUCACUGAAAAAAUUCAAAGAGGAAAUCUUGCAAAAAAUGUACAUAAAUGCGUAUGUACAUAUUUAUGUGCAAGUAAUUUCAGGUGUGAAAUAUAUCUGCAUGUUUGAUUCAAAAUAUACGACAUAGUAAUAAAUUGUUAAUAAGUGUGUGGCUGAAUCAAAAUUAAUGUGCUAGUAUAUAUAGCGAAAAAAAGAUAACUAAUGGAAUUUUUAACUUUAUUGCGAAGUUGAUAGAUUAGUGUGCAAAUAUUCCCUCGGGAUUGAGCCAACACGAAAUUCUGCCUACACAGCAGCAACAACAAUAAGAAAACACACAAUCCAAGCAGAAGCAAAAUAAGUCCUGAAUAGGUGUUGUUAGGUGGUAGUGGUGGUGAAAUCUACGCGCAGCGCUGUAGUGAAGCAAAAAAAAAAAAUACAAGAAGUGCGCUAGCAGCGUGCAGUCAACGUGCGGCGAAAAAGCAAAAAUAAAAAAGUAGUUGAAGGUUAUUUAAAAUAUUCUGCUUUUAUUGCUGUAUACAUCCCUUCCCCUUCCGAUACUGCGCAGGUGAACAUAUCUAAACAAAAAAACAAGUAUUGAGAACAGUGGAAAGCAAAGAAGUGAAGAACCAGAGCGACCGAUACGUACAUGUGUCCAACAAUCGUAUACAAAUGUAUAGUUGUUUGUUCUUUAUUUCAUAUUUCAUUGUGCCCACUCAAUGCAGUGUAAACAAAAAAUCAAGUGUCAUCCGCCAAGCGCCUAGUUUUGUACGAAACAACAACAAUAACAAAGUGUUAUAGUAGCAAAAGCAAAUCAGUGCCACUUUAACUGGUCAGGCAUGUGUGCAAGUGAGUGCGCUAUAGUGUGCAUUAAAAAGUGGAAAGUAACGUUGCGUAUUGUGUGUUUUUAGCAGAGAGUGAGUGAGUGAUUCCAAUAAGAAAUAACGACAGUAUUUGCACAGCAGACGCACAAGCAAGCAUUUAUGUAGUGAAUUAACAAAAAUUUCGGCAAUAUAUUACCAAUUAGUGUGCAGUGAUAUUCCCAUAAAAUAAAUAACGCAAUUUUUAUAAAGAAAAUAAUUAAACAAAUUGUAAUUACAAACAAUCUAACGCACACUAGUGUAUGUUAGAAGAGCACAAAACGUCGCAGCAGCAGCAGCGAACCCACGUAUGUGCCAGUGAGAGCAAAAGAGAGAGCGUGUGAACGAAACAAUACUGGCUGCAGCGUAGGCAGUUGUAGAGAGCAAACGAGAGCAGCGUGUACGCUGCAGCGUUGUGUGUAGCGUGUGUAAAGCAGAGAAGUACGUAGCAAAGCGUUGGACGAUUGGAAAAAAUGUAAAGCGAAGCAUUGCAAAUGUCAAUAAACUCUACAAAGGUAAAAAUUCAUCCAACAUGGGACUACAUCAACGACAUCUAUCGAACUUUUACAAAUUGCAGCAGCACACCUUGAAACAAGAAAAGAUUUUAUAGAGAAGCAUAGGCACAUAACUAUCUUCAAAAAAAAAAAAAACAAAGAAUAACGGAAUAGCGCACAAGCUCGAUUUAUUUCUUUCACAAAAAGCACACACAAUUUUUAAUCAUAAGUAAUAAUGUCCUCCACAAAGGCAGAGAGCGCCGCUGGCGCCAAUCCCGCCGUGACUGCCUUUGGCUCAACGCUGGCCGGGAGUGCAUUCCAGCUGCCCGUGAAUAUGCAUGCACAGCUUGCCGCGAAUGGCAGCAAUGGACACAGUACGAAUGGCACAACUACAACCACCACAACAACAACAACGCGAAACAAUAUAUCCGUGACGAAUAUCAAAUGCGAAAUGGAUGAGGGAGUUGUGGGAACACUAAUGCCCAACGGCAACAAUAUAGUGCCUGUCAUCGCCACAACGGGCGCUGCUAGCUAUUAUAACGGUGCUAGCGGUGGAGGAGGCGGCGGCAGUGGCGUGGGUAUACGCAUACCAGUGACGAAAGCAGAAGAUUCUGACUCCGAAGCUGAGUUGACGAAUAUUGAAAAUUUAAAAGUGACGCGACGUGCGCACAACAAUGCGGACAGCAGCAGUGGCACAAUGGGCGCGGGUGGUGCGGUCAGUAUUGGCGGCGGUGGCAGCGCUAAUAACGGAAAUCACAAUAAGAAUGGGCCGCGACCCAUGUCAUGGGAGGGUGAACUCUCCGAAACGGAGACGACUGAAACGGAGCUAAUGGAGACGGAGAACUCGUUGAGUAACAGUGGUGUGGCGACACAUAAUUUCAAUGCAACAAGCAUAGGUGUAGCGGUGAUUAAGAGCGAGGCGACGACAACAACGCCAGGACACACAUUAGCGCCGACGCCUACGCAUCCCAUAAAACCCGAGCAAAUGGAACAGAUUUCCGUGGAAGUGCAUGGUGGCGCUUUAGCUGGACUGGGUACCACCAUGCGCAGCGGUUUGGGCAGCAGCAGUAGCGCGGGUAGCCUUUAUUCCGCCACGCAUACAAAGUUGGCGCCCACACAAAGUGAUCCCAUCAAUUUGAAGUAUGAACCCGAUGCGGCGGCUGCUGCUGCAGGUUUAAUGCCUACUGGAGCUAAUGUCAAUUCGCCGCUUUUGACGCGCAACAAGUCUGCCACAUUGCCACUGCCUGCCAAUCCCAGCCCCGAUUCUGCCAUACAUUCCGUCUAUACGCACAGUUCACCGUCCCAGUCGCCGUUGACAUCGCGUCAUGCGCCAUACACGCCUUCGCUGAGUCGCAACAAUAGCGAUGCAUCGCAUAGCUCAUGCUACUCCUACAGCUCGGAGUUCAGCCCGACACAUUCACCUAUACAGGGCAGACAUGCGCCACCGGCGCCCGCACUCUAUGGCAACUACAAUGGUUCAUUACAUCAUUCGGUGAUCUAUCGACCCAUCUCGGUAGCGGAUGGCGCUGCUGGCGGUGUAACUGGUAACGGUAAUGCUGGUGGUAACUGCAGUACGGAAGCGCAAAAUCUUAGCAUGGACACAAAGGUCUCGCCGCUGAAUAUCGGUUUGGAAGGUUUGCCCGCCUCACCGGCUGGUAUUUCACGUCAGCAGCUCAUCAAUUCGCCGUGUCCGAUUUGUGGCGAUAAAAUUUCUGGCUUCCAUUAUGGUAUUUUCUCGUGCGAAUCGUGUAAGGGCUUCUUCAAGCGUACCGUACAGAAUCGCAAGAAUUAUGUGUGUGUACGCGGUGGUCCGUGUCCGGUUAGUAUUUCGACGCGUAAAAAAUGUCCAGCCUGUCGUUUUGAGAAAUGCCUGCAGAAGGGCAUGAAACUCGAAGCGAUACGUGAAGAUCGUACACGUGGUGGUCGUUCCACAUACCAGUGCUCAUAUACGCUGCCCAACUCGAUGCUGAGUCCGUUAAUGUGUCCGGAGCAGCAGGGUGUGGCGGCGGCGGUUGCGGCAGCUGCAGCGGCAGCGGCUAAUCAGCAACAACAACAGCAUGGACGGUUGGGUGCGCCAAUGGCUCACUCAAUGUCUGCGCAGCAACAACAACAGCACACGUUGAACGGGCUCUCAGGUGGUCUCGGCGCCGGACAAUCCAUAAUCAAGUCGGAGCAAUGCGACGACAGUGGCGCUUCAGCGCGCGCAACAAACAUUCCAACGCUGUUGCAGGAAAUCAUGGAUGUUGAGCACCUGUGGCAAUAUAAUGAAGCAGAAUUGGCACGUCUCAAUCAACCGAUCUCUACAUCGUCUUCUUCCUCUUCCAAUGCAUCUUCGUCUUCAUCAUCCACAGCGUCCGCCGGAGGCGCUCCAACCGGCAAUCCACAAAUGACAAACCCACUACUGGCCAGUGCCGGGUUUGGCAACGGCGAAAACACCAAUCCCGAUUUAAUUGCCCACCUGUGCAAUGUGGCCGAUCAUCGGCUGUAUAAGAUCGUGAAAUGGUGCAAGAGCUUGCCGCUCUUCAAGCAUAUAUCGAUCGACGAUCAAAUUUGCCUGCUCAUCAAUUCGUGGUGUGAGCUGUUGCUCUUCUCAUGCUGCUAUCGCUCGAUCGAUACACCGGGCGAAAUCAAAAUGUCACAAGGCAAGAAGAUCAGCUUGGCGCAGGCGAAAUCCAGUGGCUUACAGGCCUGCAUUGAACGCAUGUUGAACAUGACAGAGAAUUUGCGACGUUUGCGCGUCGAUCGCUAUGAAUAUGUUGCCAUGAAAGUGAUUGUGCUGCUGCAAUCGGACACCAGUGAACUGCACGAGCCCGUCAAGGUGCGUGAAUGCCAGGAGAAGGCGCUGCAGGCCUUACAAGCCUACACGCUUGCGCACUACCCAGACACGCCGUCGAAAUUCGGCGAGUUGCUGCUGCGCAUACCAGAUCUGCAAAAGACAUGCCAGCUCGGCAAGGAAAUGCUCACGAUUAAAUCACGUGACGGCGGUGAUUUCAAUUUGCUGAUGGAAUUGUUGCGCGGAGAGCAUUGACAAAUGUUGUUGCAUAGUGCGUGCAGUAGAGCGCAACAACAACAACAACAACGAGAAGAAGCAGCAAGGGCGUCAACGUAUGCAAAUUGCCAGCUGCUGAAUUGGCAAAGUGCAAUGGAUUUAGCCGCCUGGAAGGCUAUUGGUUGUGCUUAAAAUGGCGGCGAGCGCAUGUUUUACCGUUAGUUUAUCAAAUAUGCCGCUAAUGUUUCUGAAAAAGUUUGCGCAAGCGCAUGAAACAACAAAAUAUACGCGACAUGCCGCGUAAAUAGAACGAAGACAGCUUAAAAUAAAUAAAAAUAUGAAAUGAAAAAAGUUUAUAUUAGUGAAUGUUAGAUAUCUAAGAAUGGCAAACAGUGCGAAAACUAAAAUAUUUUAGCAGUUAUACUACGCAAGAGUAUAACUUUAGUAAUCGAUUGUGCAGUUUUAAAUUAAAAACACAAGUAGUGUCUAACAUUUUAGUAUUUUUUACUAUGCCCAUAAAAAACACCCUAUUUUAAGUAUUUUAAGUGUAUUAAAUUAAGUAACUAGACUUAGCAUCUGAUUACAUAAGUUAGCAUGUAAUUAAAUCAACUUAAAAGAAAAACAAAAGAAACUUGAAUAUGAAAAACAUGUGCCUAAAUGAGUAAACGUUAAAGAAACUGAUAGUAAAAUGCAACAUAUAAAAAGGAAUUAAAGUAUUUUUUUUCGCUGUUUAUUGCUAUAGUAAAUGAGAGUGUGAAAAUUGCGUAUGAAAUUAUGUAUGUAGAAACCUUCCUUUAAGUGGAGUGUGUUCCAUAAGCUUUUGACAGUCACACGCUUGUGCGUGUUUGAAAUUGUGGACCAUAGUAACAGUAAAAUAUUUGCCAAAUUUAUAAAAGAAAACUUGUGUGUAGUGCUUAAGGUUGCAUUUGCAAAGAAAUUUGCAUAAAAAAAAUGAAAAUCGUAAGUGUUAGAGAGCCAGGUUCUUUGUAUGUGUAUACAUGUGUAUGAGAGAGUAAAUUUUUAUGAGCUUGAAAAUUAUUCGCUUUUGAAGAAUUGCAAAA
Messenger RNA from Bactrocera neohumeralis, 5856 nucleotides. RefSeq names its product nuclear hormone receptor FTZ-F1 beta (gene Hr39). The record is from RefSeq and is a predicted model, not a curated record. The coding region runs from base 2042 to 4834 and encodes 930 amino acids. The transcript is spliced from 7 exons. Gene Ontology annotation, molecular function: nuclear receptor activity; zinc ion binding; RNA polymerase II cis-regulatory region sequence-specific DNA binding. NCBI's taxonomy places the organism in Eukaryota, Metazoa, Arthropoda, Insecta, Diptera, Tephritidae. Gene Ontology annotation, biological process: tissue development; hormone-mediated signaling pathway; regulation of transcription by RNA polymerase II. Gene Ontology annotation, cellular component: RNA polymerase II transcription regulator complex.